AAGUAUGACCUAAUACUAAUACUUGAUCAAAUUUCUAGAACAUGCUGAAAUUCUCAUCCGUCAAAUUUUCCGUAGAGAGGUCAUGUCGUUGAGCGUCCUAAAUCCUACAGUGAAGCAACUGGAAACGAGGAAAAAGGAGCUCCAGAAGUUAGAUGCAACCAAAUACAACAAUGACACUGGGGUGGAAGAACUCUGGGCGGAGAAAGCGUUCAGACACGCCCAAGUCUACUAUAAGCUAAUCUGUAGUAUAAACUGCACCAAGUUAAAACUCUCUAAAUUUGACGAAGAAUUGUAUCAGAAUUACAUGGUUACUUUCCCCCGUGUGAAGAUAGAUGUGAUAGACGUGGACAAACUGAAGAGUGAAGCUGCUAAGAGACGGUGGAGGAGUUUCUGCCGGAUGUUUGAGUACCACGUGGAGGAUUAUAACUUUGGUACAUUGCUCAGGUUGGACUGUAAGGAUGGGUAUUCUGAGGCUAACACCACUCUUGUGCCUAGAGUGCAGUUUCUAGCGAUAGAGGUAGCGAGAAACAGGCAGGGUCUCAACAUGUGCCAUCUUGGUAAGGAUCCUAACUCCAAGAAGGAAGCAGGGCAAGAGGAAGCUGUGAGUGGGGCAACUGAGGAUAAUAACCAGGAAAACUGUGCAGCUGAGAACGGAAAAGUCGAGGAAUCUGGGGCCAAGGAUAGUGAACCUCCAGCAUCAUGACUAGAACUUUUUCUCCUCUGGCUUCUCUCACAUUUUCUUCCUUUAAUUCUUUUAUAUGCUUUUAGAACAACAGAUAAACUAAAAAAUAUCCGAUAUCAAACUGAUACUCUUUUUAAAAUUUUAAUGUCUUUUUCAAUAAUUCAGGGUGACCACAACUUUUACUUGAUAGGCUGAUUUAAAGUGCUUGUUAAUUUAAUUUAAUUUAUUAGUCUGUUGUCCUUCAAUUAGCAGUUGACUUGUGUACCGGGAAGUUUUUAAUUGUCAGUCUUGUGUUGAAGGAUCGUUUAAUUUAUUC
Molecule: messenger RNA, 998 nt
Organism: Bolinopsis microptera
Lineage: Eukaryota; Metazoa; Ctenophora; Tentaculata; Lobata; Bolinopsidae
Product: protein PBDC1-like
Exons: 1
Coding region: 83-703 (206 amino acids)
Cellular component (GO): cytoplasm
Source: RefSeq, a predicted model, not a curated record